Anolis carolinensis (green anole) is the source of this 15400-nucleotide messenger RNA. RefSeq names its product family with sequence similarity 131 member B (gene fam131b). The coding region runs from base 406 to 1701 and encodes 431 amino acids. The record is from RefSeq and is a predicted model, not a curated record. Lineage: Eukaryota; Metazoa; Chordata; Lepidosauria; Squamata; Anolidae. The transcript is spliced from 7 exons.
CUCCUCCCCCUGUGAGCCCCCGGAGGAGCAGCAUCUUCCUGCAACGGCGGGAGCCUGCCUCUCCGGGGGGCCCCGCGCGCGCGCCGUCCUCCUCCUCCUCGCGCUCCUCCUCGCGCUCCUUCUCGCGCCGCUCUCCCCGCGCGCGCGCCCCUUCCCUCCCUCCCUCCGCACCUGAGGAGCGGCAGACGCAGCGCAAGCAGCAGCAGGAGGAGCCGCCCUCUCGGGCCCCUUGUGGGGCGCGCGCCGUGACGGGAAUCCCAGCCUCGGAGUCGUCGUCGUCGUCCCCCGCGCGCCGCCCUAAAAAAAAUAAUUAAAAAAAUCCCAACCUCUUGUCCUUUCGCUCGGCAACAUCCCUCUGCCGCCCGCUCCCCACGGCGGGGGGUAGGGGCGCUGCCGGCUGGAGGCAUGGGCUGCAUCGGAUCCAGGACUGUCGGAAAUGAAGUGAUUGCAGUGGACUGGAAAGGACUAAAAGAUGGGGACCAAAUCAACAUGGACAGCACCAGUUCGCUCCAUGGCAGCAGCAUCCACAGGCCCUCCAAUGAGCAAACACGCACAGAUUUCUCCUGGGAUGGCAUUAAUCUCUCCAUGGAAGAUACAACCUCCAUCCUUCCGAAACUGAAGCGAAACUCCAAUGCAUAUGGGAUUGGAGCACUUGCAAAGUCAUCUUUCUCCGGCGCCUUAGGGAUAUCUCGCAGCAUGAAGGAUCACGUCACCAAACCCACUGCCAUGGGAAGCGGUCGUGUUGCCCACAUGAUUGAAUGGCAGGGCUGGGGACAGGGAGCUAGCCAGCAACAGAUCCAUACCCAUGAAACCGUACGGAAGGAUGCCGAUGCUUACUCUGACCUUAGCGAUGGCGAAAAGGAGGCCCGAUUCCUUGCAGGAGUAAUGGAACAAUUUGCUAUCUCAGAAGCCACCCUCAUGGCCUGGUCUUCCAUGGAUGGUGAGGAUAUGAGUGUUAACUCAACCCAGGAGAACCAAGCUGGGAACUACAAUGAAAAUUAUCAGGAGGUGGCAGAUAAUCAGGGUGAGAACCUACAAGCAGAUCAAAUGGCUCAAGCACAGUAUGAUAGCUGGCCUCACUCUUACGUCUCUCAAGGCAUGUACUGCCUAGGUUCCUCCGAGGCCUGGGAGACCAGUGACCAGUCCCUCAUUGCUUCUCCAGCUACUGGAUCCUAUCUUGGCCAGAACCUUGAAGACUCACAAUCCAGUUUGCAGGAAAAUGUUCUGAUCCAGAACAAUCUUAUCCAGCAGCACCAGUUGAUGCAGCUACAACAGCUGCAGCAACAGCAGCAGUUGCAGCAGCUGCAGCAGCAACAGCAGCAGCAGCAACAACAACAACAACAACAGCAACUGCUGCAACUACAACAACACCAGCAACUGCAACAGGCCCUACUCCAAAAUACUGGUCUUGUGGAGGUGUGGCCCACUCAGACAGUUCCCGGUGGUGGCAAUGGUGGCAGUGCUGAGUCCAGCACCUUUGUGGGCAUCCACACAGAGGAGGAAGGGAACCCCUUGCUGGAGAAAGCCCCACUAUUGAACAAGAAGCCCUCACCGGAGGAGGACGAUGUUGUGUGCCGGGACUUGGAGUCCCUUUCACCCCGGGAAGAGCCUGAACCUGCUGCCCUCAGUCGCAAGGUCUCGGAUGUUACAUCUUCUGGGGUGCAAUCUUUUGAUGAGGAGGAAGGUGAAGCCAACAACUGAUGCUGCCAUUAAGGAAUCUUUGUCCUUAUGCAUGGGAAACACGGGUGGGGGAAAGUGAUAGGGAAGCCCCUCUUCAGCUCUGAAAUCCCCAGGCUCACUAGCACACUUGUUUGUUUGUUUUAAUGGAAAGGUAAGCCAAGGACCAAAAGUGCUGGACAUUGCUAAGUCCCCUUCACCUCCUUCACCUACUGGGCUGAACCUUCAAGACCUGCUGCCUUGGACACUCAGGCACAGGGAGCUCAGGGAAGGAACACUGCUGACUAUGGAUACAGGUUUGCUAGUGAAAAGAAUAUGGUUUGAGAGAUAUUGACAUAGUCUUAAUAUGGCAUCUGAGAGUAUGCUUUGAUUGGAUAUAAGGAUCACUGAAGAUAUGACAGAAGUCUUACAUUGUGACCAUGUUGAAGGGAAAUGAUGAGAACAUUUGGUUUUGUUGAUAAACUUACACCAAAAGUGUCAGGCCCAGGCCUAACCAUAUAAUCUGCUUAUGAAAGCGAGGUUCUACCAGGAAGAAAUCUCUAUACUGGAGGCCUAGUGAGUGUAAUGUGGAGGCAGUGGCUCUGUGGAAACAGGCCAUGCAUAGGAACGAAAAGAAAGGGUUCAUGGAUUUUAACCAUCCUACAAUGGACAGAGCUGCUCUGUGAGUUCACUCCAGCACUUUUGCACUGAUCACUGCAGAAAUCUUCCUUGUGCACCCUGUUAUCUCUGCCUGCCUGGGAGCUGGAGAGGGGUUUCCCCCUCUUUAAUAUUGGGCACUGCAUGCAGGGUAGGGAAAAGGGAGGGGGGUCAUCUGCUAAGUUUAUAUUUUAUGCAGACAUGGGAUCCUCUCUUUCCAGUUGUGAAUGGGAAAAUCAAGCGUGUGUGCCAUCCGUAUCACAGUCUCCCAGUUUAUAUUAGGGCUUUUGUUGUCACGUGUUUCAAAAUGUUUGCAUUUUGAUCAGUGGCUAACAGAGGAAAUGGCCUUGUUGCCACCUAGUGUGGAGUAAUGCUCCUUUCCUAGGAUCACUGGAUCCUCUGCCGUGCCAAAAUGGGGAUGAAGCAGAGACUGUGAGAAGAGAAUCAUUCUUCUCUAUUUUCAUUAAUUCCUGUCUCUUGCUUUAAUUUGUCUUUCCUGUUCUGUAAAUGUUUCUCAGGCCUCAUAUCAGUCAAAGGAAAAAAAAAAGUGAUAUGUGAAACUAGAUUUUCAUUUUUGCAAUGCGUUUUUCACCCUGUUUCUUUGGUAGGGGGAUGGAAAUAACAACUUGGCUUGUGAGUUUUACACAACUUUAGGUCAACAUUUGCUCCCACCCCUUUCAAUGUCUGUUUUGUCACGACAGCCAAAGCAUACUUUUAUCAGUAUAAAACUAUGUUAAUCUCCUCUAAGUCCCCAACCUUUUGUGGAAAAUAAAAGAUGGGACAAAAGAAGCAGGACAAUCUAAAUGUGGCUGGUUGUGAGCGAAGCAGCGGUUGCUGACAUUAAAUAAGGAUAUACAACUGUCUCGUGACAAGGAUAGUCCAGUCUUCCCUUUCCUCCUGUUUGGACUGAUUUCUCUAAGUCUGAGUUGGUCUAUUCACUUGAUACUCAAAGUUGGCUUGCUACCCAUAUAUUUUCUUGCGGGGUUCUUGGCUAUAGGUUUCAGGGAGAAACCAUUUUGCAACACUGCCACCUGUUGUGUAGAAAAAAACAAAACAAGUGAAUUCAACUUUGCAUUCAGAUGUCAGUCGUUGAGGGAGAGAUAAUCGAGUCAGACACUUCUGCCCCUGGACUUCUGAAGAAGAGUAGAUGGAGGUCUCUAGUUCACGAAUUUCAGAAGCCAAGGGGUUCCUGUCUUCCCCUUGUACUGCACUUUCCUAAGCAAUGCUGUCCUACCAAUGGCCCAGUGGUCGGGCAGAAUGAAUCACAGCAAUGCAUGGAAGAAAAGCCUCUUGUCAGCCUUCCUUGCCUCCAUUCCCUUCCUCUUCCUGGCUCCCUACAUGGGAAGGCUGCUCAGUUUCUGAGCAUCAGGAGCCAGGAGCCAACCUCUCUUUCAAAAAUAUGUUUACAUGCUACAGUGCCAACCUCUGAAGGCUGAGAGGGUUGGAUAUAGCACUGCUCUGAGUAUGAGGGUGAAACCUCAUUUUCCUGCAUUUAUAAUAAUUGCUGCAAUCUGGCUGUCAGUUGCUGGGGAAUUCUGCCAGCAAUGGUGACGUGGAAACACGAAAGCGCAGUGGCCUCCUCUCUGCAAGCAAGUCGUGAAUGAGAUUGAAGUUACCCCAACAGGAUUGCAUCUUCAGGAGGACCCGAAAGCUUUUGAGAUAUCCCCAGUGUUAUGGUGGUUUUGGGUUGGAGAUUCAGGCAGCCUGCUUCUUCUUUCCUCCAAACCAUUAUGCUCCACGUGCCUAUCCAGGACCAGGACUAAACCUGGAUGUUUACGGUAAAUCUCUUUCAGUGUAAAUGUAUCCUGCUUUUCAUCUUGGCCCUCACUGGACUUGACACAUGUGGCUCAGCUUGUUUAGGUCUGUUCUAUUAUUGCCUCUUUUUUUUUAAAAAAAUGCAAGCAUCAUAUACAUUUGUUAAUAUAUAUGAUACUAAAGUUCAGGAGGGGGAUGUUUUUCUCUGUCUGGGAGACACUAAAGAGUGAUAUACUGCAUGGAAAAUAGUAAAGAAACACCAGGAGAGAGAAUGAGGCUAGUGCUGUUUAGAAGGGGGAAUUAAUGCUACAAUCAUAACUCCACUAUAGAAUUCUACAAUUUAUUACCAAAAAAGAAAUAUUAUAUUCUCUAUUAAACUGUACAGUUCCUGGGUAAAUUUCUCAAUAAACAUCAAUGUUUCAGGUCAGCUAAAUUCUAUUUAAUUUAUAUUGUUCCGAAAGGGAUCUUUGCUUUAUUUGUUUUUAAUCUUUCCCAAUAAUCCCCUUCAUUUAAAAGUGAUAGUGAUUCAGCUACCAAAUAACCAUGAGCAGAGUGGUGAGAUUCCUUGGUAUGUAACUGGACUCAAAGUCGAAGUAUUUCUUAAUUUUCAGUAUUUCUUGGAGUUGCAUUCCAACCUCUUAAGGGGAGUAGAGACUCACUUCACUGAGAUAAGAGUAGCUACAUUGGUCUCUUCUAGCAAAAACUAGUCUUUUGACGACUGAAAGAUAAACUGCAUACAUUAUGCCGUAUACUGCUAUACAAGCACAAUUGAAAUGAACUGGAGCAGCUCAGAAGUGAUUCCUGGCAGAUUUGCACAAUUUGAAUUUUGGUGGAUUUGCACAAUCAUCAUCUUCACCACCAACAUUAUCACCUGAAUUGCAGUUCUCAGUUCCGUUUAUACACAUGUUACAUAUUACAGGGAGAUACCCAUGUCUUUUAGCAUACGUUGUGACCAAUAAAGUGAAGUUGCCAGUGUUGUGUAUUUUGAGCAUAGAAGGGAGGGAGCAGGGGGUUGAACACAGCCUCUCACCAGAUUUUCCCACCCCCAUCCCUCUCCAGGAUGUUUUCCUCAUAGUGGGAUGUAUUUCUGGUCUGGGAUUCAGGGUGGCGAAAGCUUGAGUUGUUCCCCUAGUAAGCACCAGGUUAUUUAGCUGGAAAUUGCUGGUGGUUGCCUGACCAUCUUUGAAAACUCCACUCUUGGCCCCACUUGUAAUCCAAUCCACAAAAGAUUUAGAAAGAGUUAGAGAUUUUGGAGCCUCCAGUGGUGUAGUGGGUUAAACCACUGAGCUGCUGAACUUGCUGACCAAAAAGUCGGUGGUUCUAAUCUGGAGAGCAGGGUGAACUUUCACUGUUAGCCCCAGCUUCUGCCAACCUAGUAGUUUAAAAACAUGCAAAUGUGAGUAGAUCAAUAGGUACUGCUCCAGCGGGAAGGUAACGGCGCUCCAUGCAGUCAUGACGGCCACAUGACUUUGGAGGUGUCUAUGGACAGCACCAGCUCUUUGGCCUAGAAAUGGAGAUAAGCACCAACCCCUAGAGUUGGACACAACUAGGCUUAAUGUUAGGGGAAAACCCUUACCUAGAGAUCCUGGCAUUUUACUACAGUGGCAGGAAUUAGGUGGCUCUCCAGAAAUUAUUGGACUGCAGCUCCCAGCAUUCAUCACUAUUUGGUGGGCUAUAUAAGACCAGCAUCCUGUUAAUGACAUGUAGGUGUAGGUUGUGUUCAGCACGCACAGUGUUUUUAGUAGACAAUGGUAUCUAGUUGAUGGGAAUGCAAGCUUCUCCAUACAGAUCAUAUAUUUAUGUGCAUUUGAGGAGUGGGAGGUGUGUUGUCUAUAAUUCCCAGUGGGCUCCAAUGGACUUAUUCCAUAAGAGAGCCUGAGGCCUUACUGCAGAUCAGGUAGAGGCCCCAUGCCGUUGUGCACUGCAUUAUGCCUUGCAGUUGCAUCACAACAUAUCCAUGUGCAUUAAGCAGAGAUCCACCCACUUAUUACCAUUAUAUAUUAUUACAUUUAUUUCUAUCCUGAUUUCAUCUCUUAAAAGAAAUUCAAAGUGUCUUUGCAGUGGUAUCCAGUAUAGGGGUUUCAUGGUGCAAAUGGAAUGUAACUUUGCUGGCAGUUAUUUGUGCUCUAACCGUGUAGGAUCCCAGCCUAUGUCUGCUGAGAGUAGCAUUUCAACAACAUUGGAAGGUCUGCAUGCUUCCCACCUGUUUACUUGGUGAAACAACCAUCUAGGACAACAGCUGCCAUGUUUAUUGAUGCUUAAUGCUAAUUUAAAGUGUGCAUGCAUAGUGAAGAUUUUGUAUUUUGCUGUGGUACCUGAGAGCAGUGUACGUACAUCAGCUAUCUAUUGUGCAUGCACUUGCUUUUUAUUGUUUGGUCUCUUAUAAUAAGCAGCGAGACCACUUGGCUCUCCAGUGCCAUCUAAAACCACACUGUUAAAAUACAUGGCUCAGCAUGGUGGUAAACAUACCUUAUAUCCUCAUAUUGCUUCCCAUAUUGCUGUGGACGUUUAAGUAGUGAAUGGUAAGCAUCAUGAUUGGCUUUUAGCUUGUAGGUUUACAUCAUGUGUAAGAUGUUGUGUGAGGUUUUGUAACCAUGUACCUGAAGGCUUUGAUCUCUUUUUACAUCCUUAAAAUACAAAGAUUUUGCAAUCAGUAAUUCAGAAUGAUGUGAGGUCUGGCCCAGCGCUUUCCCUAUACAUCUAUUUUCUGAACCAGUGUUAAACCCACUGCUGCCACUUAUUGGCCCCUUUGCAGGAAUGCAGCAGUCCUGUGAGAUGGAGCUUAGUGAAAAAAAGUCAAGAUUCUGCAUAGCCGGAUAAUUUGUUCUGUUGCAAUAUGUGGCUGCAUGUAUGUGAACUACUUUUAUUCCAUGGGGUUGUGGGGAUAGUUUUGUAAAAUUCGCCAAAUUGGUAGUAAAGCAUUACCAAAGGAUUGUAGACCGCUCUAUCAAAUGUUUGCCAUGAGGAGUUGUGCCAGUUUUAGGUUUCUUGGCCCUGAGGCAAGAGAAUUACAGUUCCCUAAAGCCAAAUUGAAGGGAGAUGCAUUGCUGACAGAUAAUGCCAAAUUUCUGUGAAGGGUAGCCAGAGGCUGAAUGAAAUAGGAGCAGAGUUGUUGUUUCUUUCCGCUUUUUUAUAGUAACUCCUAAGGAAAAUUAUAUAUUUCUGAUGUUUAUAUUUGAGGGCCGAAUUAAAUGUGAAGUGACUUUGCAUCUUUAUUAUUUAUUUGGACGCUUGGAUCAGACUGGUAAUGGAGGAGACGCUUCACUAUUUCCUUGUGCUACAUUUUGGGAAUCAAAUUCCUUUUUCGAUCAAUUCUGGAGGAGGGCCUUAUCCUAUAUAUUUAUUCCCUGGUGAGGAGAAAAGAGGAUGAAUUGAUAGGAUUUUCUGGGUGUUAGGGAAAUCUACCCCAAAACAGCAGAGCAUCCAAAAUAUGCAAAAGCAAUUAUAGUUGAGCAUUCAGCUCACAGCAAGCAGAGUGUGAAGUGCCAUGUGGUUGUAAAGACGCAAAAUGCAGAGUCCAGUCUUAAAGAUUACAAAAGGUUUAUUUACAAAAAUAAGGACUAUAUUCUUAAUAGUAAAAAACUUGGUCUGAGCUACACUAACUAACCCCAUCUCUUCUAGGAUUCAAAAGAAGGGGGAAUUUUAUUUAUUUAUUUAUUUAUUUAUUUAUUUAUUUAUUUAUUUAUUUAUUUACAGUACAGUUAGAGUCUCACUUAUCCAAGCUAAACGAGCCGGCAGAACCUUAGAUAAGCGAAUACCUUGGAUAAGGAAAAGCCUAUUAAACAUCAAAUUAGGUUAUGAUUUUACAAAUUAAGCACCAAAACAUCAUGUUAUACAACAAAUUUGACAGAAAAGGUAGUUCAAUAUGCAGUAAUGUUAUGUUGUAAUUACUGUCUUUACGAAUUUAGCACCAAAAUAUCACGAUAUAUUGAAAACACUGACUACAAAAAUGCAUUGGAUAAUCCAGAACCAUGGAUAAGCAAGUCUUGGAUAAGUGAGACUCUAUUGUAUUUAAUAUUCUGCCCUUCUCACCCCGAAAGGGACUCAGGGCGGAUCACAAUGCACAUAUAAAUGGCUAGCAUUCAAUGCCAUUAGACAUACAACAUAUAGACAAACAGACACAAAGGCAAUUUAACAUUUUCCGGCUUCAUGAGGGUAUGCUCAACUCCAGCCACAGGGAGAGCUGCCACUUCAUCGUCCACUUGUGACACCGAGUCCUUGGAGUACUUCCUCAUUCUGCACACUGCUGGAAGUUUUUAUGGUGUCGUAAAUUAGUUAAAUUAGCCUCCCUGCAUAAAGCAGUACCUAAAUUUUCUACUCGACAGAUGCAACUGUCUUUCAAGCUGCUUAGGUCAACAGCGAGCUAGGCUAUUAAUGAUUGGGAGCUCAAUCUGAUCUGGGCUGGCUUCGAACUCGUGACCUUUCAGUCAGUUGCGAUUUAUUGCAGCUGGCUACUAACCAGCUGCACCACACAUCCCUACUGACAAGCACACAUCUCUCCUGACACACAAUCAGCGAGAGAUCUCAAAACACACAGCACAAACAAAGAUGUAAAAGUAGAAAGACAAAGACAAAAGGCAUGCCCCUGCAAAGUGUCCAUUCCACACAACCAAUCAAAAUGAGCAGAAACGGAGAGGAGAGAAGAAAUAGAUACAUUCCAAUGGUCAUUCAGGAUUCGGGGGGAAAAGAUUUCCCUCAGCCUAUUCUAAGCUAACUGCUCCUCAUUGAGGACUGCAGACUUGGGCAGUGUGGGGUUGAAUUCCAACAUGAAUAAGCUGACAUCUUCCAAGAAAGCUUUAAACCAGGGGUCCCCAAACUAAGGCCUGGGAGCUGGAUGCGGCCCAUCGAAGCCAUUUAUCCGGCCCCUACAGCACAAGGGCAGAAGGGGGUUGGGCUAAAUGACCCAAGGGGUCUCUUCAUCUCUUAGAAACCCUAUUAUUAUUAUUAUUAUUAUUAUUAUUAUUAUUAUUAUUAUUAUUAUUAUUAUUAUGGCUAGGUGGCAUCUGUCAGGGAUGCUUUGCUUGUGCUUUUGGUGCACAAAGGCAGAUGGGGGUUGGACUAAAUGGCCCAAGGGGUCUCUUCCAACCCUCUUUAUUAUUAUUAUUAUUAUUAUUAUUAUUAUUAACAACAACAUUGAGGCUGGGAGGCCAUCUGUCGGGGGUGCUUUGCUAGUGAUUUUGGUACACAAAGGCAGAAAGGAGUUGGACUCAAUGGCCCAAGGGGUCUCUUCCAACUCUCUUUAUUAUUAUUAUUAUUAUUAUUAUUAUUAUUAUUAUUAUUAUUAUUAUUAACAACAACAUUGAGGCUGGGAGGCCAUCGGUCUGGGGUGCUUUGGUAGUGAUUUUGGUGCACAAAAGCAGAAGGGGAUUGGACUCAAUGGCCCAAGGGGUCUCUUCCAACCCUCUUUUUUAUUAUUAUUUUUAUUAUUAUUAUUAUUAUUAUUAUUAACAACAACAUUGAGGCUGGGAGGCCAUCGGUCAGGGGUGCUUUGGUAGUGAUUUUGGUGCACAAAAGCAGAAGGGGAUUGGACUCAAUGGCCCAAGGGGUCUCUUCCAACCCUCUUUUUUAUUGUUGUUAUUAUUAUUAUUAUUAUUAUUAUUAUUAUUAUUAUUAAUUAUUGCUCGGUGGCCAACUAUAGUCCGGCCCUCCAACAGUCCGAAGGAUCGUGAAUUGGCCCCCUGUUUUAAAAGUUUGGGGACCCCUGCUUUAAACCCUGCAUUAAAUACAGUUAAGGGGGGUGCACCCCUGACAUUUUAUGUGUCUCGUUCCUCAUUUUGCCUGAAUGCAUAGCCUCAAUUUUUCCUGAUUUUCUAUUUCUUAUCUAUUCAUCAUUGGUUCCACAAAUCUCUUGCUAGCUUAAGCAAUGAUAAUCAAGGUGUAUCAUAUGCAGCUGCUAUGGAGAAGCACACCUGCGGGGGCUGGAAAUUAGAUGAAAACUUGAAUGCAGAAUAAGUACAUAGAACAUUUCUUCAGUGCUCUGAGCACUGCAUGUAAAUUCUGUGUUCUUUGCUUUAUCUAUUUUGGGAAGGGAGGGAUUUGCAUCCUCUCCUUCAACAAUUUUUAGCACAACUUACAGUAGUAAAAGAAUACAAAACAGUGAAAAAAUGGCAGAGCAAACAAAAUGUGUACAAAAGACAGCUGCUAAAGAGAAACAUCAGAAGCUAAAGAAAGAGGGCUUUUAUGUCUUUCCUAAUGUCAAAAUGCCAAAUAUUGUGGAAGCUACCAGGUGAGCCUUUCCAGAAAGAACAUUCUUACAGCCUUGAUACAAACCUUCAUUGUAAGCCACUAUGAAUGGUUUUCAUUUUGCAGCUGGGAAAGGUUCGGAGUGGAAAAAAGAGUCUUGGAGAAUAACAGUUUGCAGAGGCAAUGGAUACAAGAAGUGCCUCUUUGACACCAAGUCCGUAGGCUUUGUAUUGCCUUUGCCAGCUGGCAGUGACUUCCCACAAUGUUGGCCCUGUAUCUAGAUACGCUGGUGGGCUAAAAUUGAGAAUUGUUCAAUGCAUAGCCCAUCAUCAUCCCCUGGGUUGUGGUCCAUCCUAGGAAUUUCUGACUGAAGGGAGAUUUGGCCCCAGAAUUCACAGAGUUUUCUUUUAAUGUGUUGUCGAAGGCUUUCAUGGCCAGAAUCACUGGCUUGCUGUGUGUUUCCCAGGCUGUAUGGCCAUGUUCCUCCCAUGUGGGUGAAACGUCAGGAGACAAUGCUUCUGGAACAUAGCCAUGUUCUGGAGCCUCCGGUGGCCUAGGGGAUAAAAGACUCGUGACUUGAAGGUUGGGUUGCUGACCUGAAAGCUGCCAGGUUCCAAUCCCACCCGGGGAGAGCGCGGAUGAGCUCCCUCUAUCAGCUCCGGCUCCAUGCGGGGACAUGAGAGAAGCCUCCCACAAGGAUGGUAAAACAUCAAAAACAUCCAGACAUCCCCUGGGCAACGUCCUUGCAGACGGCCAAUUCUCUCACUCUAGAAGCAACUCCGGUUGCUCCUGACACAAAAAAAAAAUAGCCAUACAGCCCAGAAAACUCACAGCAACCUACUAUUCUCUUAACCACUACAUCUUGAGACUGUCUCCUUUGACAACCUAUCCCCAGACAAAGUAGAAUGAUACUAGGAAUAGUACUUACCAAAUCGGACAGACUAGAAGCUGGGAGGUCUGAAAGAAAUCAAAUUUUAAUGCAUUUGGUGGGGUUUCUUCCAACAGUUAGCACAAUGGUGAGUACAAAAAGGUACUCUGGGUGUGAAUGUGUGUGUGUGCAUACCCGUAGUAUCCAUUGUGAUUUGGCUCCAAACAAGAUUGUGAAAGUCAUGAAUUAUUUAGUUGGGAAAAAAUAAAAACAUUCACACAUUUUCCUGUCAAAAUAAUAGAAUCAUAGAGUUGGAUGAGACUUUGUGGGCCAUGCAGUCCAACCCCCUGCCAAGAAGCAGGAAAAUCACAUUCAAAGCACUCCCGACAGAUGGCCAUCCAGCCUCUGUUUAAAAGCCUCCAAAGAAGGAGCCUCUAUCACAGUCCGAGGCAGAGAGUUCCACUGCUGAACAGCUCUCACGGUUAGAAAGGUCUUCCUCAUGUUCAAGUGGAAUCUCCUUUCCUGUAGUUUGAAGCCAUUGUUUAGCAUCCUAGUCUCCAGGGCAGCAGAAAACAAGCUUGCUCCCUCCUCCCUAUGACUUCCUUUCACAUGUUUAUAUAAAGGAUGUCAUCUUUUCAUUCAUAAAAAUCAGUUCUGGCACCAGCAGUUUUAGCAUUUGUCUUACAUUGUGCUUUAAUGGUCACUCUGAUCUGUCUGUCUCAUUUACUGACAACAAGAACAGUGCAGGAGUGAGCAAUGCACUUUUCAGAAACAAUAUCUUACAUAAGCAUUUAAUUCUCUUUUUAAAAUCGCAUGAAAAUUGUGCAACGAAUACAUGGAAGCAUUUUUAUUGUGUCUGAGCAAGGGAAAAGGCAAGACUUGGAAAGUUAUUCUCAAAGUUCUGGUUACUAUUUUGAUUCCUAGGUUCCAAAGCAGUUACUAUCUUUGUUACAGCUUUCAGAAGUAACAUUUUGCUUCUCCAAAUCUCAAUAGUGUCUAAAAUGAUCCUGGAUUGUACAAGCUUUUGGCCUGUGAACACCCAUUCCUCCCAUUUGUGAGGCAUCAGCACAAGCCAAAACUCAAACAAGGCAUAUUCCUCUACAUCUAGUAGGACUACUCUUUAAACUAUAAAAGUAACUAAAAAGUUGUAAGUGGAGUGAAAUUAUUUCCCACUGAACCUGGAUCUACACUGCCAUAUAAUCCAGUAUCUGAUGCCAGAUUAUUUGCGUUGAACUGAAUUAUAUGGCAGUGUAGACUCAUAUAAUACAGUUCAAAGCAGAUAAACUGGGGUCAGAUACUGGAUUAUAUGGCAGUGUAGACCCAGGCUGGAUUAUAUGAGUCUACACUACCAUAUAACCCAGUUGAAAGAAGAUAAAGAAAGAAAGAAACUGGAUUGUAUAGCAGUGUAGAAGGGGCCUUAGGACCAAUAUACACUGCUAUGUAAAAUCUAGAUUAUCUGCUUUGAACUGGAUUAUGUGGCAGUGUAGACUCAUACAGUUCAAAGUAGAUAAUCUGGAAUCGGAUACUGGAUUAUAUGGCAAUGUAGAUCCAGCCGGGAUUAUAUGAGUCUACACUGCUUUUAAUCCAGUUCAAUAAUAUGGUAUAAGAAACUGGAUUAGAUGGCAGUGUAGAAGGUGCCUUAAGACCAAUGUACACUGCCAUAUAAAAUCCAGAUUAUCUGCUUUGAACUAGAUUAUGUGGCAGUGUAGUCUCAUAUAAUCCAAUUCAAAGAUGAUAAUCUGUAUUGUUUGAUUUAAUAAUCUGGAUUAUGUGGCAGUAUAGAUCCGCUCUAAGGUUUAUGGCCUCUUCUACACUGUCAUAUAAUCCAGAUUAUCAAAGCAGAUAAUCCACAUUAUCUGCUAUGAACUGGAUUAUAUGAGUCUACACUGCCAUAUAAUCCAAUUUAAUGCAGAUAACCUGGAUUUUAUAUGGCAGUGUAGAAGGGGCCUUAGUUACAGUGUUGAUGUAACUGAGUUAUGCCUUAGUUGUUGGGGGAGGGGGUGACAUUACUCGCAGGUAGCUAGUGAAUAAUAAUUUACUACUUCAGGGCUCUGAAAAGAACUCGGGAGUAAAACAAUGCAUUUCCUGUCUAUGCAGGAGCCGUGUCUAUUUGAAGUUGGCUCAAGCCAUGUGAUACAGAAUAAACUGUGCCUAGUUCCAAUCAAGCCAUGGGGUUGGGGUUUGAAAUGGGAAAACAAAAGGCUGGGGAAAGUACUUUUUGCCCCUUGCAAUCCCAUCCCCAAAAUCCCAUCCCCAGUUGUUUUUCUCCUAGGGAAGCACCACAAAUGAAAGUAGUACAGGUUAAGGCGGGCAUGGAGAAACUUCAGCCCUCCAUGUGUUUUGGACUUUAACUCCCACAAUUUCUAACAGCUUCCCGUAUUGUCAUCUGAUCUUGAUUUUAUCUUAUAUUGCUGCUAUAGUCCCCCCUCCCCCCACCUUUGAAGUUGACGGAUUUGCAUUGGUGGUUGUUUGAUAUUAUUACUGUUAUAUAAACCUUUGUUUUAACUUCUGUUUUAUCAUCUUCUUGUGUUUUAAACUGUGUAUAUUGUUUAAUGUAUUUGUGCUGUUACUUUUGUAAUGUGAGCCGCCCUGAGUCCCCACGGGGAGAUGGUGGCGGGGUAUAAAUAAAGUUUUAUUAUUAUUUAUUAUUAUUACCGGCCAUUAGGAAUUAUGAGAAGUGAAGUCCAAAACACCUGGAGGGCCGAAGUCUGUCCGUGCCUGGAGUAAAACAUAGACCUUUUAUUUCCUGGUUACCAGAAAAGUUCUCUGUUCUGUUAUCGCUCAUCCUUCAUCAUGCAAACUGGGUAGCAACACACAGUUUACUACGUGGGAUUGCUCUUGUCAUGUGUACUUAUCUCUCCUAGCCUAGUUUUUAUUGAGUCGUAAACCCGGUCUGAGUCAUACAACUUCAGAGCAUUGAAUGCUGUUCACUACAGUUCACUAUUUACAGAAGGCUAGAUAUCAGGGUGAAGGGUUCUCCAUAGCCAUCUCUCCGAUCUUUUCCAUAUGCAAUUACGAUUUUGUAGCAUUUUAAUUGAGCCACAAUGGGUCUGAACUUAUGCGGCCUGUACCCAAUUUAAACAUUUCGGUGGUGGUGAUGCCAGCAUUUAGUCUUUUGUUGAAUUCUUCUUGCACAUUGUUGAUUUCUUCUAGCACAUUCCAGGUGGGACUUACCUGUACUCUGUCAUUUUUUGAUAACUUCUCCUGUUUUCCAAAAUGCAUUUUCCAGUUAAUUUUUUUUUUACAAUUUCAACCACUUAUGUAUGGGUUUUUGUCUCAAAGUCCAGUUGGGCAAUCAUGGAGCAUUGGGUCUAUUUUAUUCUGCUUUCUUCUGCCAUUUCCAAAAACCAUGUUUAAUGUGUGUGUGAGAGAGAGAGAAUAUAUCUUGUGAAUACAAAUUAAUAUCCUUGAAUAUUUCUCUGGUUUAUUCGGUGCUGUGCAUGAAGUGGAAUUGCUGAAAAUUCCUUGGGGUCCUCCGAGCUACAAAUAUGAGCCUCAAAAACAACUUUGCAGUUAGCCACAAUUUUUUUAAAAAGCUCUUUUUUACGGGUGGGUGAGUCCAAGCAUGGGAGGGGGGUUACCGAAUAUACACUCGCAAUGUAUAAAGAAGCAGUGAGGACUGGUGUAUUAAAGCAUGUUUAAAAGUAACCAAAGUUUUGAGGCUUAAGGGGUUUCGUUGUUGUUAUUUGUUUUGUUUUAACAGUAUCUGAAACUGCUUUAGCACCGGGCGGGAGGGGGGUUAUUAGGAGUAGAUGGUCUUUCUUAAGGCCCUUUUUCCUGCUCUUAAGUUUCUGAACAAGAGAUGGAACUUAAUUUCUUCCCAUCCUUAAAGGAUGGCAUUUAUUGAGGUCUGUGACUUUUCAGGGAGAAAGGAGGGACUGCGGAAAGAGCAGAGCAAGAUGCGAGUCUACAGCGGGGACCCUGUCAAGCCUCCUCUCUCCUGGGGUUCCCUAACAGACAAAAACAAAACAGAUUUGCCUUUGGUCUUCCAGCACCAACAUGUCUUGGCUUGAAAAAAAUUUUCGCUGGUUAUUCUGCGCAUGUUUUUUGAUAAUGUGACUUAUGAGAAUAUAUCUUGUAUAAAUAAAUGAAUAUAUAUAUAUAUCAUAUAUAAAAAUACAUAUAUAUACAUAUAUAUGUAACUCUAUAAAUAUAGAUAUAAAAUUAUAUGGCAUUUCAUGCCUGGUUGUGGGAACAUCCACCAAGGAGGAAAGAACAUUGCCCAAAAGGGUGUGUAAGAUGCUUAUAUGACGUUACGAUUAAACAGCAUGUGGUUUUUGC